Messenger RNA from Frankliniella occidentalis (western flower thrips), 1247 nucleotides. Its product is annotated as dnaJ homolog subfamily C member 8. Lineage: Eukaryota; Metazoa; Arthropoda; Insecta; Thysanoptera; Thripidae. The transcript is spliced from 6 exons. The coding region runs from base 72 to 845 and encodes 257 amino acids. The record is from RefSeq and is a predicted model, not a curated record. Gene Ontology annotation, cellular component: nucleus.
AUAUCAAUACGAAUCAAAAGCCGCUGUGGCUUUCCAAAACAUUUCCAGAGAAAAUUGAUAACAAAUCGAAAAUGGCGUCUGGUGCUACAUCGUCCCAGCCCGGAAAAAGUAGCGAAAAUGCCUUUCAACCGCAGAAAGAAGAGCUAUUUAACCAUUUUUACACUGAAGUGAAAGAAAUUGAGAAGAGGGAUUCAGUUUUGACCCCUAAACAACAAAUAGAACGCCUGCUUCGCCCAGGAUCCACAUAUUUCAACCUAAAUCCUUUUGAAGUUCUACAAGUUGAACCAGAUACAUCCCUAGAUGAUAUUAAGAAGAAGUAUCGAAGAAUGUCUAUAUUAGUCCAUCCUGAUAAAAAUCAGGAUGACAUUGAACGUGCUCAGCAGGCUUUUGAGAUUAUUAAUUCUGCUUGGAAAAUAUUAGAGAAUGAAGAUACGAGAGCUAAAUGUCUAGAUGUUAUAGAGGAGGCUCGCGUUAGGACUGAUCAAAUGCUUGCAGAGAAACGGAAGAAAUUUAAAAAGGAGGGAAAGGAUGGAAGGAUUGAAGAGGAUGAUCCUGAUAAGUACAAACAUGCUGUUUAUGUCAGAACAAUGAAACUCUUUGCAGACAUGGAAAGGAAACGUAGGGAACUGGCUAAUAGAGAUAUGGAGGAACGCAAAAGAAAACGAGAGAAUGAAAUAGAGGAAGAAGAAAAGGCAAACACAGAAAAAGAAUGGCAGAAAAACUUUGAGGAAUCUCGUCAAAACAGAGUGGAGAGCUGGCAGGCCUUUCAAACAGGGAAGAAAAAGGCAAAGAAAGCUAAAGGCAUGGGAUUCAAACCCCCUAAACACAAGGCUGAAUCCCGCUGAACUAUUGUAUUGUAUCUAUGUUGUGUAAGUAAUCGAGUCAAAAUUGCCUGUUGAAAUAUCCCUUUCUACUUGGCCUGUGUCAAUAUGAGUCAAAACUCAACAAAUCAGUGAACCCAGGAGAACAUGAAAUUUCACCCAGUCUGAACAUGUGAGAUUUCUUUUUGACAAACCAAACUACUUAAAUCUUUGGAGCAAUCUCUUAUUAUCAGUAGUAUGCACCUAGUAUGUACCUGUGUCAUUUUUCUUCGUGUGCAUGGUUUCACCUUUUCAUGAGAUAUGUAUGAUGAUCAACCCAGCCCCAAUACGACUGUAUCUUUAUAUUAUGUACUUGGGAAGUCAUUUCCCUUUCAAAAUCCUUCUUUCUGUAAAUAUAAAUCAACUUCUCUUUUCUCUUCCUCUCAC